AUACGUUAAGAACAUAGAAAAGGUCAAAAGUUCCGAUGGAGAAGGAGAAACGCACAUGAUCCAACUCCAUCACCUCAACCAUAGCUACUGUGAGAUCUUUCCAUUCCCUUUCUCUUACAAAUACCCAUCUUUCAAUUCAUACAAUCUAACCAAUACAAAUCACAAAGUCAAUAAACAUUAUUCAUUCUUGCAACAAUGGAUUCCAGUCGCAACUCCUCUUCUAGCGGUCAAGAUCAACAACAUUCUCCCAUGGACAUGUUAUCUUCUGCAAAGAAUGCAACACAAUCUGCUAUUUCAAAUGCUGCUGGUAGCAUUGCAAAUGCAGUCGGUGACAAGGUUGAUGAUUUUCUCCACCUUAAUGACUCAACUACUAAAUGGAACAACACCUCCACCACCACCCAUUCUAGUAGCAAGCAUGACAGUGAUAACCGCACUAGCAGUGGUUAUGGGAAAAGUGGUAGAUCAGAAAGUGAAUAUGGAGGAAGUGGACGUUCGAGUAGCCAUGACUAUAAGUCUGGUAGUGCGUAUGAUGAUGCAGGUCGUUCUGGUGGAGAUCGUUCUGGUGUAGGUUAUGGUGGUGAUGGUCAUUCCAGUAGUGGAUACGGCGGGGACGGAAUUUCCAGUGGGGGAGGUCGUUCGAACAGCGGUUAUGGUGGUGAUAGAAUUUCCAGUGGUGGAGGUCGUUCUAACAGUGGCUAUGGUGAUGGAAUUUCUAGUGGUGGAGGUCGUUCAAGCAGUGGUUAUGGAGGCGAUGGAAUUUCUAGUGGUGGAGGCCGUUCUAACAGUGGCUAUGGUGAUGGAAUUUCUAGUGGUGGAGGUCGUUCUAACAGUGGCUAUGGUGAUGGAAUUUCUAGUGAUGGAGGUCGUUCAAGCAGUGGUUAUGGAGGCGAUGGAAUUUCUAGUGGUGGAGGCCGUUCAGGCAGUGGUUAUGAUGGUCGUUCUGGAAGUGGGUAUGGUGGUGAUGGAAUUUCUAGUGGGGGAAAUCGUACUAGUGGUGGUUAUGGUGGUGAUGGAUUUUCUAGUGGUGGAGGUCGUCCAAGCAGUGGUUAUGGUGGAGGCCAUUCUGGUAGUGGUUAUGAGGGUCAUGGUCACUCUAGUGGUGGCUAUGGUGAUGGAUAUGGAGGUGAUGGAGGUCGUUCUGGUAGUGGAUAUGGUGAGAAAGGUCGUUCUGGUAGUGGUUAUGGUGGAAGAUAUGGAGGUGAUGAUGACAAUCAUUCCGGUGGGAGAUCUAGGAAUGAGAGUCAUGGAAGUGGUGGAUAUGAUAAUGAUAGUCAUUCAAGAAGUGGAUAUACUUAUACAAAUUAA
Messenger RNA from Vigna radiata var. radiata (mung bean), 1305 nucleotides. RefSeq names its product glycine-rich cell wall structural protein 1.0-like. The transcript has a single exon. The coding region runs from base 196 to 1305 and encodes 369 amino acids. The record is from RefSeq and is a predicted model, not a curated record. Lineage: Eukaryota; Viridiplantae; Streptophyta; Magnoliopsida; Fabales; Fabaceae.